Centropristis striata (black sea bass) is the source of this 7114-nucleotide messenger RNA. RefSeq names its product ubiquitin specific peptidase 20 (gene usp20). The record is from RefSeq and is a predicted model, not a curated record. Gene Ontology annotation, biological process: protein deubiquitination. NCBI's taxonomy places the organism in Eukaryota, Metazoa, Chordata, Actinopteri, Perciformes, Serranidae. Bases 212 to 3058 code for a protein of 948 amino acids. The transcript is spliced from 25 exons. Gene Ontology annotation, molecular function: zinc ion binding; cysteine-type deubiquitinase activity.
GUUUGGGAUGGUGGGCCGGGGGUAUCUGCUCCUCGGUAUCUCAGCUAGCAUUAUACUGUCGCCUGUCCCGCAUCCAAGUAUGGAUUGUUUACACGAAGAAUGAAAAAUAGCGACCAUCAGCUGCUUCUGUUGGUAAAUAGGAGUCAUUCAUAACUGCUGCUGUCAUCGCUGCAGUGAGGAGCAGACGUCCCCUUGAAGAGACUGAGUAGCCAUGGCUGAACAAGACAUUUGUCCUCACCUGGACUCCAUAGGAGAGGUAACCAAAGAAGACCUCCUCCAGAAAUCCAAGGGUACAUGCCAGUCUUGUGGAGCAGGAGGCCCAAACUUGUGGGCCUGUCUGCAGAGUGACUGCUCAUAUGUUGGUUGUGGAGAGUCCUUCUCUGAUCACAGCACCCUGCACGCACAGGCUAAGAAGCACAACCUGACUGUGAACCUGACGACGUUCAGGAUCUGGUGUUAUGUGUGUGAGCGGGAGGUGUUUCUGGAGCACAGGCCUGCGCUGGUGCCUGCACCUGCUGCUCCCCACCACUGUAAAGCCACAGAGCAGGAAGCAGCUCCUCAGCCAGUAGGCCACCCACUAAAAGCAGUGCCCAUCGCUGUGGCAGAAGAAGAAGGUUCAGAAUCAGAGGAGGAUGAGCUUAAACCCAGAGGCUUGACAGGAAUGAAAAAUAUUGGUAACUCGUGCUACAUGAAUGCAGCUCUUCAAGCCUUGUCCAACUGUCCUCCUCUCACUCAGUUCUUCCUGGACUGCAGUGGAUUGGUCCGGACUGAUAAGAAGCCUGCACUCUGUAAGAGCUACCAGAAACUCAUCUCAGAACUCUGGCAUAAAAAACGGCCCAGCUAUGUCGUGCCUACCAGCCUGUCUCAUGGCAUCAAACUAGUAAACCCCAUGUUUCGUGGUUACGCUCAGCAGGUAGGGGCAAGCACCCAGCAGGACACUCAGGAGUUCCUGCGCUGUCUGAUGGACCAGCUACACGAAGAGCUAAAGGAGCCUCUGACUGAAUGUAGCAUGAGUGGCGAGGGAAGCGACGGCGAAGAAAUAAGAGACGGAGACCGAUCCCCGUCAGAGGAUGAAUUCCUAUCGUGCGACUCCGGCUCCAGCAGCGACCGGGGGGAGGGGGGAGGAGCGGCUGACGGCGAGCUGCUCCUGCAGGAUGAGUGUGAAGGGGUCAGGGCACCGGCGGGAGGGAUCGUGGGGGUCAGCACCACCAGUGUGAUCUCUGAGAAGGAGAGGCUGAAGGAAAGGAGGGUGUCAGGGUCUCCUCUACGUGGAGGCUCGCAGGAGAUGGACGAGGACGCUGAUGUGGAUACAGCGGCUGAGGAGGGGGCUCCUGAGAGGGGAGAGGAAGAGGAGGUAACGCCAGCCACAAACACUGAGGUCCAAAGUCAAGAGAACAACCAGUUAUCUGAUGCUGGGCAAGGGCAAACCCAGAGCAGCAGCACCUCAGAACCAGACAAUGAAGCGUCAAUGACCCAGCCCCAGUCCACUCCCUGCAGUCCAGUACGAACCCUUCAGGAGCUGCAUCCAAAACUGUCCUCCAGUCCACCGCGCUCCAGCCCCCUCCGCUCUGCAGGACCUGCGUAUUCCUUCAAAAAAGCUCAGUUGCUGCUCAGUGCAAGGAGGAAGAAACAGUCUCACUAUCGCAGUGUGAUCUCGGACAUCUUCGACGGCUCCAUCCUUAGCCUGGUGCAGUGUUUGACCUGUGACAGGGUCUCUACUACAGUGGAAACCUUCCAAGACUUGUCCCUCCCCAUUCCUGGUAAAGAGGACUUGGCCAAGCUCCACUCAUCCAUACAUCAGAACCUUCCAGUGAAGACGGGCGUGUGUCCCGAUACUUACAGCUCGCAGGGCUGGAUCUCCUACAUCAUGGACUCCAUUCGCCGGUUCGUCGUCUCGUGUAUCCCCACUUGGUUUUGGGGGCCCAUGGUGACCUUAGAGGACUGCCUCGCUGCCUUCUUUGCUGCAGAUGAACUCAAAGGGGACAACAUGUACAGCUGUGAGAGAUGUAAAAAGUUGAGAAAUGGUGUCAAAUAUUGCAAAGUACUUAGACUUCCAGAGAUUCUGUGCAUUCACCUGAAACGCUUCCGGCACGAGGUCAUGUAUUCGUUCAAGAUUAGCAGCCACGUAUCCUUCCCGUUGGAGGGCCUUGACAUGCGGCCUUUCCUGGCCAAAGAGAGUCCAUCCCAAGUCACCACGUACGAUCUGCUGUCAGUCAUUUGUCACCAUGGCACUGCAGGAAGUGGACAUUACAUAGCGUACUGUCAGAAUGUGAUCAAUGGCCAGUGGUACGAGUUUGAUGACCAGUAUGUCACAGAGGUUCAUGAAACGGUGGUGCAGAAUGCAGAGGCCUAUGUGUUGUUUUAUAGGAAAAGCAGCGAGGAGUCGGUGAGAGAGAGGCAGAAGGUGGUGGCUCUGGCCAACAUGAAGGAGCCCAGCCUGUUGCAGUUCUACAUCUCCAGAGAAUGGCUGAACAAGUUCAACACCUUUGCAGAACCGGGCCCCAUCAGCAACCACACGUUUCUAUGUCAGCACGGAGGGAUCCCUCCUAAUAAAUACAACUACAUAGACGACCUGGUUGUGAUUGUUCCUCAGAAUGUGUGGGAGUACCUUUAUAACAGUUUUGGAGGCGGCCCAGCAGUGAACCACCUGUAUAUGUGUGCCAUCUGCCAGGUGGAGAUUGAAGCUCUGGCUAAACGCAGGAAAACAGAAAUAGACACCUUCAUCAAGCUGAACAAAGAGUUUCAGGCUGAAGAGGCUCCGACAGUGAUCCUGUGCAUCAGCAUGCAGUGGUUCAGAGAGUGGGAGAGCUUUGUGAAGGGCAAAGACAAUGAGACACCUGGUCCCAUCGACAACAGUAAAAUUGGUGUUAUGAAAGGAGGACAUAUACAGCUCAAGCAAGGUGCAGACUAUGGUCAGAUCUCAGAGGAGACGUGGCAGUACUUGUUGGGUAUUUAUGGCGGAGGCCCUGAGAUCGCAGUGAGGCAGACCGUGGUUCCAGCUGACCCCGACAGCCUUCAUGGAGAGAGAAAGAUCGAGGCUGAAACCAGAGCACUUUGAGAUAAAGAGAGGUCUUCUGAUUCCCCUUUCCACUCCUGCCCUCGCAGGACGCUGAGGAAUUUGCACCUUGGUGAAGAAGCCUCGUCGUGAGCACUUUGUAAAUGUAGCAAAGAAUUAUUCUGAAGCCGUGUCGCGAGAGGGUGAAACGGUACUUAAAUAUCACGUAGUUUAUUUAUUGGAUAACUCUGAUCCUCAAUGUUAAGGUGUAAAAAAAAAAAAGAUGUCGUGUCACAUCUCUGGAGCUGUUUUUGGUAGCUAUGGUGUUUCAGUGGCUGCUGUAGUGACUAGGUGUCAGAUACUGCUGAACAGCUUCUGGUGCCGUGAACCAGUCUGCUGCUGCGGAGGACAACACAACUACAGUGUGAUAUUUGCUUUGAGGACUGAAGCAACAACCAAGAGACGUUAACAAGCUUUCCGUUGUUUGCCUGUUUACUAGUUACAUAGCAACAAGUUCAGACAUCAAGUAAGAGAUAUUACAUAAAUUAUACUCUUGCACCACGGACCUUAAAAACACAGUAUAACUGAGCCCUCAGGAAUGGAAGUCUUUUAUUUGGUUAAGCCAGAGAAAUGAAAUUAACCAACUGUGAGAAAACACCACAGCAGGUUUGUGUCGAACCACAAAACAUGCAUGUGAUCUCAAAGACGUUUAUCAGGGUGAAUUUUAGAAAAGCUUCAAAAUGCAUGAAACUACUGCUCCUUUAUUUUGGACCUGCAAGGACGUUUCUUAGACAGGAUGAGGUGUCGAGUUUGUUAGCUCAAACGCACAAUAACAUCUUUUCAUUGCUCAAAAUUAUGGAAAUAUUGAGUCGCUAAGUGUGCAGCACUAUCAAUUAAUAGACAUACAGGCAAAUAGCUAUAUGGUUGUCAUUUUAAAUGAAGUAGAGAAGCAAAUUCCUGAAAAGAUAAACUAAUUUAAGUCAUACACAGCAAGAUGAGAAGUGUAAAGAGGAGUAAAUAUCUGGUGCAAUAGCGGGAAAAUUGCCAAAGGGGUAAAUACUGUGCAACAAAAUAUUGUGACUGGGUUUCCUGAUAACAGCCAACAUAGUAAAUUUGAUAUUAUUCUGAAAAAUAUCAGUGUGAAUGAACUCAUUUAGGUUCUUUAGAAGAGUUGAAUCCAAAAAAUAUCAAUGCAGCACCAGUUUAUAAAAGAUCGCAUGGUGAAAGUCUCGCCAUCUCUAAGAUGAAAAUAAUCUUACAACAUCACAAAUAAUUAGCACAACAUACACAAAUCAAGACAACAGUAAGGUAACAUUUGACUGAUUACGCAUUUCUUAUUUUAUUGCAUGAUUCAUUUUCAGCAAAAUUAAUCCGUACCCGGUUGCAGGGACGUCACGCUAUGCUCUCACUAACUGAGCUUGUUUACUCAAAUUCUAAUCCUAAAUCUAAAAUUCUAAACUCUGUCCACACAGGAAGUUAUAAAUCAACAUGACAUCCUAAUAUUUUGCAUUGAGAUAAAAAUUAGAUUAAGAUCUCUCACUUCUCUCGUCUUGUUUUUUUUUUCAUAUCUGUAGACCACAGAUCAGACUGGUAAAAAAAUUAUUGUGCAAUUCAACAACUACCGAUAUUAACCUCUGGCUUCCUCUUGAAGCAGCCAACAUGCAGAGUUGCUCAGAGUUUUUUCUGUUUUAUAUUUAAUUUGAAAUAUCAACAGUAACAUUGCAUAUUAUUGUGUGGUUUUUCCUAAAUUCUGCACACAAAAAAGGUACCAGGGUAAAAUGUAUGAGUCAGUCCAAGCUUAGCUAAAAGAAAUCACGUCCUCCUUUAUUUCAUUGUAUAUAAAUCACAUGCUUGCCUUUUUUUACUGUACAGAUCUGCAUAGGGGAAAUCUGCCAACACAUUUUAAGCAGUUAAAGCCUAAAGGACUGUUGGAGAGAGAGAAACACAUGGAUAACUACAAUGUUGAGUGUUACUGUGCUUUUCUGUUUUAUUAUUAAAUAUUACCAAUUUUGACAGCCCAAACUAGGAUAAACGACGUCAUUAUUUUUCUGUUGAAUUUAAAUAUAACUACAGUUAUGUCUAAAUAGCAAAAUUAAGAUUUAAGAUAUAGUUGUUCUUACCGCCUGCCGGUUGUGAGCUGCAGCUUCAUAUUUAGUGUACAAGACAUGAGAGUGCUGUUGAUUUUCGCAUCUAAAUCCUCGUUGUUAUUAUCCUGCAUUGUUGCUUUUACUUAGAUUCAAUUUUAAUUUUAGUUUUUUCAGUUGGCUAAAAUGAGCAAAGCUUUGACUACAAGCCAGACAGACUUGUGAACCAUACUUAAUCUUAAGGAGCCCAACAUUUUAACAAGCGCAGCAGAUUUUCGAAAGUGUGAAUAUGAGAAAAGCAGCUUUAACAUUCCCCGAGCAAUUAACAAGGCACGCAGACAGAAACCAAAAGUACCCAAUAGACCUUUUCCCACCACAGAUAUUUUGAUUUGUCAUAGCAGGCAAAGCAAAGGUGUAACUAUUAACAAUCAUGAAAUAUUGAAUCAAAGUGUGAAAGUAAGCCAUGACAGACAGGUCGCUGAUACAUUAGCAGGGCCCCAAACUGGAGCACCUGAAUGGAAGACAGCCUGGGAUUUUCCAAGAUGUCAGAGUUUACAGAACGAUCGAUUCCAGGUGAAAUCGUUUUGGAUUUACAUUACAAAUCGACCUUUGUUGCUUUUAUUGUGUCAACAGUUUUUGAUUUCUUUUUGUUUUAUUUUUCAAGUUGGGCCUCUAAGGGGAAGCAGAAACAAGUGGAUAUGUUGAACUUGUAAGCGAACUGUUGCUUAACUACACAGCAGUUUCAGAAGAACUUCACAUUUCAUUUAGGGCCAUGCCUCUGUCCUUAUCACUCCUUUUUAGCUCCGUGUUUGGUCUCCACCAACUAAUGAGGGAAAUAUCUGACUCUUUAGUACUCUUUUGUGGGACGGUAAGCUAAACAAUGUGAUGAAACUUGCUGUAAAGCUCCUUAAAGCCAAGGGGAGCUCAAAAAUCUAUAUGUUUCUUAAUUAAAAAAACUGUUUGUAGGACGUCAUAUUGUUUCGUCAUCAACAUCUAAACCAAUCAGCUGUCAGAUCAGGUGAGAGACAAGCAUUUCCCAUCAUGCCUUGGGUCUUGCCUCUCGAUUUUGUUUGAAUAUCGUUGCCCACAUGGGAAUCACGUCAGACACAAAUCUAACGGGCAUGCAUUGUACGUUGAUUCUGUGCAGGCAGUGCUCAAUUCGAACAAGCCUAUUUUUAUCUAGAAUCCCUGCAACAACUCAGAGUUGCCAUACACCCCCGAAUAAAUACAAAACUGAAGGCAGACAUCAAUAAUGUUAGUCAUUCUACUUGAUAUUUCCCCGUUAUGACACGUCAAACAUCAGUUACGUGUAUUACCUUUAUUCCAGACAAUGGCUUAUAUAAUAAUCAAUGUCUCCCUGUUUUGUUUGUUGAUGUGUCCAAAGAGCAAUUCACCAAUUUAACCAAGAAGAGAGGACACCAUUUCGUCCAUUUGUCUUCUGUAAACUGUUUGUAGUAUUUUUCUUUUUACACAGUCUGUACCUACCAGAGACAACAUUAAUACUAUAGGGAUGUUUAGAUGUUUUCGGGGAGCAAGUGCAAUGAAAAAAAGACAAAUCUUUGUGCAAUUUUAUCAUCAAAGAGACACUGGACAGCUGUCAAACAUUGAGCAGUUUGAAGAGCUGACAGUAAAGACUGAUGCAGCGUGGCUUAUUAUUACGUUGCAGUGUUAAAAAAAACGUUGAGUGAUAAUUACUUAAUUAUCCCCACCUGUGAGUUUGUUUGUUUGUGUUACAGCACGUAGCUAUGCGUGUGAGAUUUCCAUUUCACAUUUCACUGGAAAAUACAAGCAUUGCUGUGGUUGGGCAGAGUUCAUCAGUAAUAUCAUGGCACCCUGGGGACAGCACAACAGGUUUUCACUGACUCAUGUUUUCCCUACAUUAUACAGUGUGUGGCUGUUGUGGUCAUGAUAACGGUGAUGCUUUGAUAACAUGGAAUUAAGUGGUUGACCUCAAUUCAAUGGGAUGUCUUAAUGUCUGUAUAACUGAUGUAAUUACUCAUGACUGGUUAAAUUAUUAAAAUUGCCUGGUCUUUGA